Messenger RNA from Ectocarpus siliculosus, 773 nucleotides. The record is from the annotation of a GenBank genome assembly. NCBI's taxonomy places the organism in Eukaryota, Phaeophyceae, Ectocarpales, Ectocarpaceae.
AGCCCUCUGCUGCUGCUUAUGCUCUGCUGCUGUGUGACACUGCUGUCGAGCAGCACGCGUUCGAGACCGCCCACCGUAAACAUGUCUGACGACGUUUCCCAAGCUGAUCAACUAGCAAGUUGGUGAUGUGAUCAUAGCCUCCAAGAAGCGGAGCUGAGGCACGAGAUGACAUGGCUCACAGCGGAGCAGGCUCGAUUGCCUCGAUUGGGAUGAUCGCAGCUUUGGGCCACCGGCGCGCCCGGGUGCAAGGGCUGCGGCACAAGGGCGUUGGCGCGCGCAGAGGCGGUUUCGUUCGUACGCAUUGCGGAACGACUUGCCCGCGCAGCUGCUAGCCCGGCCUGACGCGUACUGCCUCCGAGGAGUAACACGGAUCCAUCAGGGAGAGGAUUGCCGCCGGAGUCCGUUCCGAACGCAAAGAAGUGGGUCGUUGCUGGGGUGGGCGCAUCAUUUCUUCGUCCCGGCAGGGCUUUGUGAGGAGGAGCUUUCCUCUUCAUAACCGGAGUCGACGCGAACAAGAGAAGGAUAGCCGUGAAGGCGACAAGCCGGGCGUACAUGAUCUCAUCAGCUUGGGUGUUGUGUGUGCGACAAGCAGACGGGAAGUGCAGGCGUAUGACCUGUACAGCGACGAUGGUUGGCAGUCGAACUGCGUAUCUAUAGAAGUCCACAGUUGGCAGUUGGCAGUCGAAUUGCCUACUGCUGUAUCUACGCAUCUACAGGAGUGCCAUGGUUGGCAAUUGGUUGCGUAUUUAUGCCGUACAAGAUGUAUCCAUACU